Molecule: messenger RNA, 1494 nt
Organism: Ramularia collo-cygni
Lineage: Eukaryota; Fungi; Ascomycota; Dothideomycetes; Mycosphaerellales; Mycosphaerellaceae
Product: related to alkaline phosphatase
Exons: 1
Coding region: 1-1494 (497 amino acids)
Biological process (GO): dephosphorylation
Cellular component (GO): fungal-type vacuole membrane
Molecular function (GO): alkaline phosphatase activity
Source: RefSeq, a predicted model, not a curated record
AUGUGGUCUACGGGAUUGCUUGUUGCUGCAGCGGCAUACGCUUCGACUGCCUUUGCUGUUUCGAGGCCCAAGAACUUCAUCUUCAUCGUUCCUGAUGGAAUGUCUCCAGCAUCUCAGACGUUGGCCAGGACGUACUUGAACGCACUAUCCAGCGGCAUGGGAAUCGAUCAGCUUGUAAGAUUUUCAGUCAUCACGUGGGAAGAAGUUACAUUGCUGAUCCAGUUCCAGCCUAUUGGGAAUACACGAACCCACUCGGCGAACAACCUCGUAACAGACUCUGCUGCAGCUGGGACUGCCCUUGCUACAGGUUUCAAGACCGACAACGGUGCUCUCGGCGUUCUCCCAGACGGACAACCCGUGGGAUCCAUCAUGGAAGCAGCCAAGAUGGACGGCUAUCUCACAGCUUUGGUGGUGACUAGCAUUAUCAAUCACGCCACUCCAGCAGCAUACUCCUCCCACAGUGUAAGCCGGAAUGCGCUUCCUCAGAUUGCUGAGCAGCAGAUUGGUUACAGCCACCCGCUCAACCAGAGUGUUGAUAUUCUUCUUGGUGGUGGCCGGUGCUACUUCAUGCCAAGCUCUAACGAAGACUCCUGUCGUGAGGAUGACAUCGAUCUUUUCAAGUACGCCGAGGAGAGGGGCUAUUAUGUUGCUCAAGAUCGUGAUGCUUUCGAUCGUCUUGAGAAGGGGAAAGGCAGCAUCCAGCUCCCUUACAUUGGUCUCUUCAAUGACGGUGACCUCGUCUACGACAUCGAUCGCAAGCAACAGCCCGAGUCUGAGCGCGAACCUUCUCUWUCCGAAAUGACAAGCACUGCGCUGGAAUCCCUCAAGCGAGGAGUUGAAUGCCGCGGCCGCAAAUGUCCAAAAGACAAGAAGGGCUACUUCAUGAUGAUUGAGUCAUCUCGCAUCGAUCACUCCAGCCACGCACACGAUGGUGCCGCUCAUCUCGGAGAUGUUCUCGAGUAUAAUAGAGUCAUGGAUCUCGUCAAGGCCUGGAUCGAUAGUAACCCGGAUACCAUGAUGAUCAGUGUAGCAGAUCACGAGACGGGCGGACUGACUCUCCCAAGUGGCUACAAUGUUGGCGUACUGGCAGGUCCCAGCCAGUCUGUUGAGCAUCUCACCGCUCGUUGGGAAGAGUUUACAGGUUCCGACCGUCGUGGCUUCUUGACCAGCGACAUUCUGCCAGCGUAUGGCAUCACUGGUGCCACGGAUGCUGAAAUCUCUGCUCUCUUGUCCGCCGGCGAGGAAUUCGGCCAGACGCUGGCGGAUACGCUCAACAGCCGCAGUGGGUUGGAGUGGUCGACGGGCGGCCAUUCAGGUGUGGAUACUACCCUUUUUGGCUAUGCCAAGGGUAAGAUGGGUGAGGAGCUCAAGGUUGCGUUGGCGGGCAACCAUGACAAUGUCGAGCUUCCGCGCUUUAUUGAGGAUCUCAUGAGAUUGGAUAUGGACAAGGUGACGAGAGAGUUGCGAGCCAAGGGCACUGAUUGGAUUCCGUAG